This is a messenger RNA of Myotis myotis, 1512 nucleotides long. RefSeq names its product deoxyuridine triphosphatase (gene DUT). Gene Ontology annotation, molecular function: dUTP diphosphatase activity; magnesium ion binding. Lineage: Eukaryota; Metazoa; Chordata; Mammalia; Chiroptera; Vespertilionidae. The record is from RefSeq and is a predicted model, not a curated record. The transcript is spliced from 8 exons. Bases 148 to 1104 code for a protein of 318 amino acids. Gene Ontology annotation, biological process: dUMP biosynthetic process; dUTP catabolic process.
GCGUUACGGCAGGGCGCGCAGCCCCCGGGCGCGGGAGCGAGGCCAUUCGGGUCACCCCGGGGGUGGCGUGGUUCCAGUUGUGUGCGGGGGAGGCCACCGAAGCUGCCCCUGCACUGGACACGUGUGCUACGUUCGGAAAGUUCAAAAAUGAUCAGUAGUUUGCGAUCCCAAGUCUGUUUUCGGAGAAGCGUUCCCAGCCCCUCCCUGCUCCCCUCUCAGCCCCUUGGUGCGCUCGUCCAGGGGGAGGGGGUGUGGCGGGGCGUUCCGGGCGGGAAAUUCAGAAUUUGGGCGGGUGGCCGGGCUCAUUCUCUCGCUCUUGUUCCCCUGCGCCGUCGCUGCCCGCCGUCUACCCCGCUAUGCCGUGCUCCGAAGACACGCUCGCCGUCUCCCCCAGCAAGCGGCCCCGGCCGGCGGAGGAGGGCGGCCUGCGGCUCCGCUUCGUGCGGCUCUCGGAGCACGCCACCGCCCCCACCAAGGGGUCCGCGCGCGCCGCGGGCUACGACCUGUACAGACGGGGCGACAGUAAAAACAGCAGCAGCACUAGCUGGGUGGACCUUGGAGCAUCAGUUCCUCAGCAGUGUGCAUCUCCAGGGCUGGUCACAGUGGUCCGCUCUCCCCGCAGCCCGUGAAAGGUCAUGGCCGCAGCUGGGUGUGCUUGCCAACCCACCAACACCAGCAGACCAGAUGCAACCCAGCUGUCCCCAUGCCUAUGAUUACACAAUACCACCCAUGGAGAAAACCCUUGUGAAAACCGACAUUCAAAUAGCUCUUCCUUCUGGGUGCUAUGGAAGAGUAGCUCUUAGAAGGCUCACAUUGGCUCAAGAGGUUCUCGCUGUGAGAAAAACUGAAAAUAUAGCUCCACGAUCCGGCUUGGCUGCAAAACACUUUAUAGAUGUAGGAGCUGGUGUUAUAGAUGAAGAUUAUAGAGGAAAUCUUGGUGUUGUGCUGUUUAAUUUUGGCAAAGAAAAAUUUGAAGUAAAAAAGGGUGACCGAAUUGCACAGCUCAUUUGUGAAAGGAUUUUUUAUCCAGAAAUAGAGGAAGUUCAAGUUUUGGAUGACACUGAAAGGGGCUCAGGAGGUUUUGGUUCUACUGGAAAAAAUUAAAAUUUAUGCCAAGAAUAGAAAAUGAGAAAUAGUUUUUGUUUGGUGUUUUGCACUCCUGUAAACUUAACAGCUUUAGAUUCUAAAAAAGAAUUCUACUUGGUUCUCUUAUGAUCAAGGAAAAAGGUAAUCUGUUGGGAUCACAUUGAACCUUUUUGUGUUUUUCUACAUUUGUUGUUGUAUAAAUAUUCAUGGUAACCUAAUAGUUUGUUUUUUCAAUCAAACGUACAUCAGUUAUAGGUCCCCAGAACUGUAUUAUUCACUAAAUGCUACUCAUUCAACAACUUAUUCUUCGGUUUGUUUUAUAGAUCAUAAGCAAAGCCUUUUAUUCAAUAAAUUUGAAUUCUUUCACAGAUACAAAUUAUUAUGUAAACUGAACUAAAAGAUAAUAAAAAAAGUUAUUCCUUGUUC